Molecule: messenger RNA, 2174 nt
Organism: Pangasianodon hypophthalmus (striped catfish)
Lineage: Eukaryota; Metazoa; Chordata; Actinopteri; Siluriformes; Pangasiidae
Gene: usp22
Product: ubiquitin specific peptidase 22
Exons: 13
Coding region: 368-1891 (507 amino acids)
Biological process (GO): protein deubiquitination
Molecular function (GO): zinc ion binding; cysteine-type deubiquitinase activity
Source: RefSeq, a predicted model, not a curated record
CCAUCCGCCAAUCAGGCAGCGGCGCCGUGAGGUUUGUGUCGCCCACGGUGUUCACUUGAAUUCCAUUGCCGUCCAUUAAAACGUCCGACUUGGAAAAUACAACAUUAAAGUGGCCCCGGGAUUAAUAUCACACUGCGGCUUUGUUGUCGGCACACGGAUGCGAAAGAUAUUUCAGGAGUAAGGAUUAUAUCUCGCGAAAAACUGCCGUAUGUGUAAGGCACGCACCUUGAGCGGUGCCGUGGCUGCCUGUAUAGCCUGCCAAAACGGAACAAUUGGUGGAUAAUAAUCAAUUUCUGUCCGUUUUGCUCGGCGGAGCGCGAUUCCCGUCGCUGAAUAUACGCCGCGUUUCGGAUGUGAUUACACGGCCAUGGGUCCGGCCGGCUGCUCCCACGUGAACGGCUUUAAAGUGGAGAACUGGAAGCAGAACCUGCGCGUCAUUUACCAGUGCUUUGUGUGGAGCGGCUCGGCCGAAACCAGGAAACGCAAGGCGAAGUCAUGUAUAUGUCACAUGUGUGGCGCUCAUCUGAACCGGCUACACUCGUGUCUCCACUGCGUCUUCUUCGGCUGCUUCACAAAGAAACACAUCCACGAGCACGCCAAAGCCAAGAGACACAAUUUAGCUAUAGACCUUUUGUAUGGAGGAAUAUACUGUUUUGUGUGCCAAGACUACAUAUACGAUAAAGAUAUGGAACAGAUUGCCAAAGAAGAACAAAGGAAAGCGUGGAAAUUGCAAGGUAUUGGAGAGAAAUAUUCGACGUGGGAACCUACAAAGCGAGAACUGGAGCUGCUUCGACACAACCCUAAACGACGGAAGAUAACCGCAAACUGCACCAUAGGUCUGAGGGGUUUAAUAAACCUGGGCAACACAUGCUUUAUGAACUGCAUUGUCCAGGCUCUGACUCACACCCCACUGCUGAGGGACUUCUUCUUGUCCGACAGACACAAGUGUGAGAUGCAGGCCAACUCCUGCCUUGUGUGUGAGAUGUCCCAGCUUUUUCAGGAGUUCUACUCGGGCCAUCGCUCUCCCCACAUUCCCUUUCGGCUGCUGCACCUGGUGUGGACACACGCACGUCACCUGGCUGGCUAUGAGCAGCAGGAUGCACAUGAGUUCCUCAUCGCAGCGCUGGACGUACUACAUCGCCACUGCAAAGGGGAUGACAAUGGGAAGAAGGCUAACAACCCGAAUCACUGCAACUGCAUCAUUGACCAAAUCUUUACCGGAGGAUUGCAAUCAGAUGUCACAUGUCAAGUCUGCCAUGGUGUCUCAACAACAAUAGACCCAUUCUGGGACAUCAGUUUAGACCUUCCGGGUUCGUCCACCCCAUUCUGGCCGCUUAGUCCUGGCUCUGAUGGGAGCGUGGUGAACGGAGAGAGCCAUCCAAGUGGAGCUACCACACUAACGGACUGCUUACGCAGAUUCACACGACCCGAGCACUUGGGGAGCAGUGCCAAAAUCAAAUGCAGCGGUUGCCAUAGUUACCAGGAGUCCACCAAGCAGCUGACAAUGAAGAGGCUCCCCAUUGUGGCAUGCUUUCACCUCAAAAGGUUUGAGCAUUCCGCAAAGCUCCGGAGGAAAAUCACCACAUACGUCUCAUUUCCAUUAGAGCUUGAUAUGACUCCCUUCAUGGCCUCCAGUAAAGAGAGCCGGAUGAAUGGACAAUACCAGCAGCCAGUAGAUUCAUUAAACAAUGAUAAUAAGUAUUCUCUCUUUGCUGUAGUGAAUCAUCAGGGCACACUUGAGAGCGGCCAUUACACCACGUUCAUCCGCCAGCAUAAGGACCAAUGGUUUAAAUGUGAUGAUGCCAUCAUCACUAAAGCCAGCAUUAAGGACGUGCUGGACAGUGAAGGGUAUCUGCUGUUUUAUCAUAAACAGUUCCUUGAGUAUGAGUAACCUCUAAAAGCAGAUGUUGAAGUUGGACACCUAAAGAGAAGGACCAUAAGGGUGAAUGGGAUGGAGAAAGAAAAUCAAAAAAGCAAAGAAGGCAGUCAGUCUCACAUGAGUACAGCUGGAAGCGGCAGAAACAGCAAGAAAAUGCAUAACUACCAUAAUUAUUCCUAGCAUAAAAUAAAAUAAGAAAUGAAAACCAAAUGCAUAACUAACUAGCUGAGUUAUUCCACACUGAGCUACCAAGAUCCACUUAAAAAAAAAAAAAAAGUUAAAAGUGAGCAAAAAG